Messenger RNA from Camponotus floridanus (Florida carpenter ant), 5997 nucleotides. It is a transcript of the gene PAN2, whose product is annotated as PAN2-PAN3 deadenylation complex catalytic subunit PAN2. Lineage: Eukaryota; Metazoa; Arthropoda; Insecta; Hymenoptera; Formicidae. The transcript has 21 exons. Bases 421 to 4392 code for a protein of 1323 amino acids. Gene Ontology annotation, biological process: nuclear-transcribed mRNA poly(A) tail shortening; mRNA processing. Gene Ontology annotation, cellular component: PAN complex; P-body. Gene Ontology annotation, molecular function: protein binding; nucleic acid binding; poly(A)-specific ribonuclease activity. The record is from RefSeq and is a predicted model, not a curated record.
UCCAGAUGUCGCGCGACUCAAGGCCGCCGUCAUGUCCUUGUCGCGGAACGCGCACAAAGGCGCGCUCAUGAAUUAAAUCGCGAUCGCGGGGUCCAGCGCGGUUUUCCCGGCGUGCGAGGAAUAUUCGCGGUGGAGAAAAGUCGCGUGUUAUGACGCGAUCGUCCGUCAGACUCUCGGCCCGACCGACCACCGUAAGAAAGUGCGCAAAGUGUCUCGCUUGUUGCACAGUUGCCAAGGCGACUGACGUGCGUGCGGCCGCGGGUGCGUGUCCCUCCGUCGCGUGAGUGUGCGUGCGCGCGUGUGUUACGUGGUGUGCUAUGAUAAAGGACGGAUCGUCGUCGGGACGCCGAUCCUCGUGUCGCCCUGACGCCUCGAUGCUCCGCGACGACGUAGCCUGAAGUUAGCGCAGCCACUCUUAUUAUGGACUACCCGGUGUUAGGCCACUACGACCCCACCGUAGAGGCCACGGACCACGGUAGCGGCGAGGAGGAGCAGGAACUGCUGUGGGAGGAAUGUAAUUAUGUUGUACCUGGAGAUGAGUAUGUACCUGCAGCGGAGCAGUUUGGAGAGGAUUUUGCUGGGGCUGAAUUUCACGAAACUAGAACAUUGCUCGCUGAUGGCGGAGAUAGAUUUGGAGUUUCCACUGCCACUUUCGAUACGAUUGAGGAGCUUAUGUGGAUGGGGAAUCAAGGGGGCCACGUAACAUCUUAUUAUGGGCCUGGUUUACAAAAAUAUACCUCUUUUCAAGUCCAUGCGACUCAAGAGAUCCGACAUAUUCAUCCUGUAGAUGAAGGGAUUUUAGUGUUGACCCAGAGUAUAUUGAGAUGUCAGCUGCGACGAGGCAUACCUAUAUUUACACACACGUCAACAAAUAUGAAUGACAUGCAGUGCAUGUUGCAAAUCUCUCCGACCAGAUUACUCAUGGGUGGACAUCAGGAUAAAAUAAUUGAUUUUAACCUUACUAGAGGAAAGGAGACUGGAUUAAUGGACGUAGGAGAAAAUGGUUGUGCGAUAUUGAGACAACACAGUAGACUUAUCUGUGCUGGUAAUCCUGCAGGACGGAUAGAUCUCAGGGACCCAAAUACAUUAUCAAUAGAGCAUACUCUGGAUACACAUAGUGGUUCCCUAAGUGAUUUUGAUGUACAGGGAAAUUAUCUUGUUACAUGUGGAUUCAGCAAUAGUCGUCAGGGCCUUACCGUUGAUCGAUUUUUAAUGGCCUACGAUCUGAGACAAAUGAGAGCAUUGAGUCCGGUCACUACUAUGGUAUAUCCUCUCUUAUUAAAGUUUCUACCAAGUUACUCCAGUCGCCUCGCAGUAGUAUCGCCACUAGGACAAAUGCAACUACUUGAUACAAUAUAUGCCAAUGUACAACCCUCAAUGACAUGUUUGUAUCAGGUUGCUACUGGCGGAGCGGCGAUAUUAUCAUUUGAUGUAGCUUCCACAUCUCAGUGUCUCUGCUUUGGAGAUUCGGCGGGUUCUAUACACCUAAUGUCUACCAACAAUCCGGAACCUCAAUUUAAUACAUUUUCUAGACCUACGGAAUUUGCCGAUCCAAUCGAGACAGUACAAUCAAUUCCUUUUGAUGAUGAUGUUACACCGUUUAGUACAAUACCGAUGGUAUAUUCUGAUCAACCACUUUUAAGUGAUUGGCCAGAAGAAUUUUUAAAAAAAGUUUAUAGGAAAACUCCAGCAAUAGAUCCUGAAAUUUUGCGCACAAUGAAAAUGCAGGGAACAAUAGGAUAUGCGCCAAAUCCUCAGGCUUUUCGCAGAAAUCAAAUACCGUACAAUUUGGAAAAACGACGUGGCUUAAUCGCGAAACCUUUCGCGGGGGACUCACGGUGUAAAACAGAUGACGGCACCUUUGUGGCCAUACCUAAGCGUUAUCGUAAAAUCGAGUUGAAAUAUUCACGACUCGGUUACGACGAUUUUGAUUUCGAUCAAUACAAUCGAACCAGCUUUUGCGGUCUGGAGGCCACUCUUCCCAAUAGUUAUUGCAAUGCUAUGCUGCAGUUACUAUAUUACUGCGAACCUGUAAGAAUAGCAUUGCUCUCACACUCGUGUCAACGAGAAUUCUGUCUUUCUUGCGAAUUGGGAUUCUUGUUUCACAUGUUGGAUAUAUCACGUGGAUUACCCUGUCAAGCUGCGAAUUUUCUGAGGGCUUUUAGGACGGUACCAGAAGCGGCAGCUUUAGGACUUAUAUUGAGCGACUUGCAUCCGGAAGCUAAGAAAAAAAUCAGCCUGAUUAGACUUAUACAAAGCUGGAAUCGAUUCAUUCUACACCAAAUACACUAUGAGAUACUGGAAACUAGAAAACGACAGCAGGAGGAAGAGGAGGCAGCGCGACUUAAAACAGGAUCCAAAUACCCUCCAUUUGUUUAUAACGAGCAGGAUUUCCCUAGCAUUCUUGAAGAUCUCGGUUCUCGAUAUAGAAGCCACGAUGACGAGAGGAAAAAAAAGAGAAAGCAGGAGGAGGAUGGUAAAUAUAUGUGGAUCACAUCGAAAGAUAAGAACACCAAAAAGUCUGCCGAAGAGAAUGAAGUGCGAGAUGAUGAAACAGAGAUCAGUCAUCUAUUUGGAUCUGAACAAAUGCACAUACAUCGCUGUCUCAAAUGUGGGCAAGAAGCUACGAAACAUUCCAUCAUGUUACUUUGUAAUUUAGUUUAUCCGGAAAUAAUCAAUCCUUCUGAAGAGGUACCGUUCACAAGUGUUCUUGCCCGCAGUUUAAGACCUGAGAAAAUUACACCCGCAUGGUGUGACAAUUGCCAGAAAUUUACACCUACUCUCCAGUCUCGACAAUUGACUAAACUACCUCAAAUAUUGGCCCUAAAUUGUGGCUUAGAUACUCAACAGGAUAAAGCAUUUUGGCAAAAUCAGAUGGACAUCGUAGUGCAAAAUGUAUUGACGGGGAAAGAGAGUAGUCCCAGUUCCAGUCCUGUACCUGUUACUGCGAAACCUUGUCGAUAUGGCAAUAAUUGUACACGAGUUGGAUGUCGAUUCAGACAUGUUGGUCGUGACUCAGAAACAGAGAAAUUAUUAACAUCGCCUUCUACUCCAUCUACCUCGUCGACAUCUGUUACACCCCCUAGUCAUUUAUAUUACUCGCAUUCCUGGAUACCUCACAACAUAGAGAUCUCCCUUGAAGAAAACGGUGAAAUGUCGGUUAAAAAAAUUAGCGAACCAAAAAAUGAAUUGAUGAAUGAUACAUCCGCACAAAUGAACGUGGUGGAGAACGGCCAAGAUGACAAAAUAGUGCGAACACUUUCCGACAACAACGUUGAAGACAAUAAUGACGAAGAUUGUAACAACAUUGAAAAUUGUAAUAUAGUAUCGAACUCGGAGGGAAAUGAAACAAAAAGUACAAAUUCAGAGAUCUCUAGGAAUAUUCAAAAAAUACAAUACGGUCUAAGUGCUGUCGUCUGUUAUGUUGACGAUAAAAAUAAUGAGGAACGGAGAAACAUUGUAACGUUGUUGCGAGUUGGACCAAAUUAUCACGUACGAUCGUCGGGCAAUCCUGUAUCGCAGUGGUAUAUUUUUAAUGAUUUUUGUAUAUCACCGGUGACACCGCAAGAAGCAGUGUGGUUUAAUCUCGAUUGGAAAGUACCAUGUGUGCUCCAUUAUACAGCGAUACCUGCACCUGAACCGACAGCAUAUGUCAGUCCUCUUACAUACGAUGUAUUUGGCGAAGAUAAAUGUAUCGCGCGAAGUGGUGGAACCAGAGGCAUUACGUUUACUCCUUUAGCGUCAGACGAAAUGCCUAAGAAAGGAGAAUUGGUAGGGAUUGACGCAGAGUUCGUUACUUUAAAUCAAGAAGAAUCUGAAUUGCGGAGCGACGGAAAAAUGUCAACUAUAAAACCAAGCCACAUGUCCGUAGCGCGAAUCACUUGUAUCCGCGGACAAGGUCCACUGGAAGGCACACCGUUUAUAGACGAUUACAUAAGUACUCAAGAGCAGGUGGUUGACUAUUUGACAAAAUUCAGUGGGAUUCAACCGGGUGAUUUGGACGCAAACUUUAGUAGCAAACAUCUUACCACUCUGAAAUCGACGUAUCAAAAGUUGAGGUUUUUAGUGGACAAUGGCAUAAUUUUCGUCGGGCACGGCCUAAAAAAUGAUUUUAGGGUAAUAAAUUUGGUAGUACCGCCGGAGCAAAUAGUAGAUACAGUUUUAUUAUUCCACUUACCUCAUCAUCGUAUGGUGUCGUUACGCUUCUUGACCUGGCAUUUUCUGGGUAAAAAGAUUCAAUCCGAAACUCACGAUUCGACCGAGGAUGCGCGAGCAGCCUUAGAAUUGUAUCGUAAGUACAAAGAACUAGAAAGCUGUGGCACAUUGAGGGAAACGCUUAAGGAACUUUACGAAGUGGGCACGCAGUUACAAUGGAAAGUCCCCGAUAGCUGAUAUGAGGAUAAUAUAUGUCAGGAUAUAGAUGAUCGAAUCAAUAGCGAUAAUGAUGAUUAGGUGAUGCUACAAAUGUUCAUGUGUCCUGUCCAUUGUCCAAUGUUACCGAGAGAAAGGUAACACUUUGCAGGUACUGUUCGUGUUGGUUGACAAAAAAUAUCCAUUUAGUCUAAUUCUGAAGACAGGGUUACAUACUCGUGAUCCACAGGAAGAAGGUUUUUCAACGCACAUGUAAUAUUAGAUAAAAUUUUAAGGUUUCGUGCACCAUGGUAUCGUGAAACUGAAAGAAUCACACAGAUAUCAAAACAUUGAUACUUGUUUAGGAUCCUCUCGUUUUUACUCGUGUGUUAGAUCAUUGUCAUGACUGUUCACUUUUGAUUCAGAGGUAAUACAUCAAAUCGAUCAUUAUUCGUGAAUCAUUAUCCGUCUUGAUAGUUCAUUAGGAAGAUUGAAUAAAAUGAAACAAAUUCUUGAGCGCGAUUUUAAAUAGGAAUACUAUUUUAAGUGCGACGCGAAUUUGUAUAUAUUAUCUAACAUAUUGGCGUUUUGAGGAGCAGUAACGAUUCCACACUGCCCGACGAAUAUCAAUAUUCACUCUAAUUUCCAUCGUUCAUACUGUAUCCCGUGUGAAAAAGAUAAUGUACUCCAUUCCGAUCCAAAUAUUUGCCGGGUAUAGACGUAAAUAGUACAGUAGCAAUAACUGAAUUACGUAUUUGUAAAUGUAUAAUAUUUCACUGUUUCCUUUUAUACGUAUAUUUCUAGCGUUUCUUUUCUAAAUUUUUGUACGAUUUUAUGGAACGAGGUUUCAUGCAGUUUUUUUUAUAAGGUAUUUGUUUUAUCUUAUAGGGAGAUCUUAUGGGGAGAUUUCAAUUUUCUCGAUCACAUACAUACACACACACACACACACGCAUACACAUAUAUAUGACAUGCAAUCACAAAUUGUUAAACAUCAGUCAUAUAUUUGUAGUUAUAUUUACGAUUAUUCAUCGUUCACUGAUCCAUUUAUGCGAAGCACUCGAAACGCGAAACAAAACUAUUAACGAAGAUGGUAGAAUAUUUUACAAACUGACAAUUGUAAUCUCUCGUUAUAGAUUAUUUUUAUACAAAUUUUAUCAAUGAAAAUGUGGAGAAUAUUACCCAAAUCUAUUACAAAGAAAAGACAAGAUUAAUAAAACAUAUAUUUUUUUAUAUCCCGAACUUUCUUAUAAUUUGUGCACGAUAAGUUAUAGACUGAUUUCGAUAGAAACAGUCAAUGCGAUCAAUCAAUAUACAGUACAGACAGUAUACACGGUGUUGAUGAUAAGAAAUUAAACGUUUCUUUUAUGCCGAUCGCUGUUACAUCAUUGUAAUUUUUCAAUAAAUAGUUGUACAAAAUUCACAUCCGAUCUAAUUUUACUCCUCUUAUAUUAAUUGAAGCUAUUCUUCUAAUAAUUUUAUUAGAAAAGAAAUUAGCAAUAUAUGCAUAAUGGUUAAUUUCAUUACAUAUAUAUAUUUUUUUUGUAUUAUGUCUUAACGUUGUAUGUACAAGUCAGCGCUAAUCUCUUAUACUAGAAAGUCUCCUUCCUAAUCAAAUAUUAUUGCGUUAAACCACUUUUCGUGGUAUAA